CCCUGAUGCUUACAUAACUGGCAAAACUCAGCUAAAACACAAUCAUUUGUCUGCUCACUCUGCUUCCCCGUACUAAACUAGGAAAAAUCCUCUCCUUUGUCAAUGUCACCAAUUCCUUUUUUCCCUUUUGGUUUCAAUUUUUGAAGCUCAAAUUUCAUGUUUCUAGUUGCUUUUUUCUGAAAGCUGUUCUGUUUUGAGUAAAAAUUGUUCUUGAAUUUCUCAUUCCCUUUUUUUUUUUGUUCAAAUUCAGUCCUCAUUGUUAUCUCAAUCUUUUGUUUUGUUUGAGCGAGAGAGAAAGAUAGAUCUUUUAUUUGAUUUUUCGGUCAGUUUUGUCCCGUUUGUUGAAAGGUGAAAUCAGAAAUCUUUUCAGUUGGAAUUUGUUUGCUUUAGGGUUCUUUUGAUUGUUUUUAGUCAGAGAGGAUUGUGAUUUGUAGAUUGAUUUGGUGGUUCUAGGGUUUUAGUUUGUAUUCAGAUUUCAGAGUUCUGUUUUGCCGUUGAGUGACGUGUAGGGUCCACCACAAGUGUGUGUACCAUGGCUUCGUAUAGGCCAUUCCCACCACCGUCUCAGUCGAGUUUCGUUCCUCCGCCACCGCCACCGCAGAAUCAGAACCCUCCUCCACCGCCACCGCCGUCUCAGUUCUCUCAGAAUUGGGGCUACGGUGGAUCUUCCUCCUCCUAUACUCAGCAGCAGCAAAAUUAUCAGCACCCUGCUUACGUUCCUCCUCCUCCUCCGUCUUCGUAUCCACCUCCACCGCCACCACCUUCAGCACAGCCUCCGCCACCUCCUCCUCCACUGUAUUACUCCCAGUAUACCCAAAACCAGCCCCCACCUCCUUCCUCUCCUCCUCCAAGUUCUUCAAUUCCUCCUCCUCCUCCACCUUCUCAGCCCCCAUCCCCUCCGCCACCUCCUUCAUCAAGUAGGCCCAGUGGGGGCGAGAAAAGGCGAGACUCUGGUUGGAGUGAACCGGGACAUGGUAAUCAUCAGGCUGCUGGUCGGUCUAAACAGCCAGGAGGGCGUUCUGUGCCUCCAUUGCCUGUGAAGAAAGCAGCCAAUGCUCGGGUUGAGACUGAAGAAGAGAGGAGGAUUAGGAAGAAGAGGGAAUUAGAAAAGCAAAGGCAUGAAGAAAAGCAUAGGCAGCAGCAACUAAAGGAAUCACAGAAUAGGGUUCUGCAGAAAACCCAAAUGUUAGCCUCUGGGAUGAAAGGUCAUGGUUCUAUUAGUGCAUCACAUAUGGCUGAUAGAAGGACCACCCCUUUGCUUAGUAGUGAGAGGACUGAGAACCGUUUGAAGAAGCCGACCACAUUUCUUUGCAAGUUAAAAUUCAGAAAUGAAUUACCAGAUCCAGUAGCACAACCAAAGCUUUUGCAAAUACCUAGAGACAAAGAUCGAUUUACGAAAUACUCAAUUACCUCACUGGAGAAAAUGCACAAGCCUGAACUAUAUGUUGAACCAGACCUUGGAAUACCUCUUGACCUUCUUGAUCUCAGCGUAUACAAUCCUCCAAAGGGUGAAAGACUACCACUUGCCCCAGAAGAUGAAGAAUUGUUGCGUGACGACAAUCCUAUAACCCCCAUCAAGAAAGAUGGUAUAAAAAAGAAAGAAAGGCCAACAGACAAAGGUGUUUCUUGGCUGGUCAAAACACAAUACAUCUCUCCUCUUAGCACGGAGUCAGCAAAACAGUCUCUGACUGAAAAGCAAGCUAAAGAGUUGCGAGAAAAUAGAGGUGGCCGCAACAUCUUGGAGAAUCUUAACAAUAGAGAUAGACAACUCCAGGAGAUCGAGGCUUCUUUUGAGGCAUGCAAGUCACGGCCCGUUCAUGCGACCAAUCGCAAAUUGCAGCCUGUCAAAGUCCAGCCACUUUUUCCUGACUUUGAUCGGUACCAAGACCCGUUUGUACUCGCGAAUUUCGAUAGUGCUCCAACUGCUGACUCAGAGACCUACAACAAGUUGGAUAAAACUGUUCGCGAUGCAUAUGAAUCACAGGCCAUUAUGAAAAGCUUCGUGGCUACAAGCUCGGACGCAGAUAAACCUGAUAAAUUUCUGGCAUAUAUGGUCCCUGCACCAAAUGAGCUAACGAAGGAUAUGUAUGAUGAAAACGAGGAUAUUUCAUACAGUUGGGUUCGGGAGUAUCACUGGGAUGUAAGAGGCGAUGAUGCAGAUGAUCCUACUACAUACCUUGUGGCCUUUGGUGAAACGGAGGCCCAUUACAUGCCUCUUCCAACGAAGCUUGUUUUGAGAAAGAAGAGAGCUAGAGAGGGAAAAUCAAAUGAUGAAGUUGAACAUUUUCCAGUACCUUCAAGAGUUACAGUAAGGAGGAGAAAAACAGUAGCUGCCAUUGAACUGAAAGAAGAAGGGGGUUAUGCAACAGCUUCGAAGGGGGGUGUCUCAAGUUCAAGGAGAGCAAGAACUAAUGACGAAGAUGCUGUUGGUGAACAACAGAACGAUAUGCAUGAUGGUGAUCAGGAUCAAUCUAGUGGAGCCGAGUAUGAUAUGUCUGACUGAUUAGUUCACAUUCAUUUCAGCUGAUCGGAUAAUUUACAGCAAAGAAUUAGAGAACAGGAAAAAAAACAUGAGAGUAGAUAUAUGGGAGAAGUUGCACAAAUAAACAAUGCUCUGUACCAUAUAGGAAUUUUGUUCUUUGAAAAGAUUGAACUUUCAAGUAAUGUUUUACCAGUGCUCCAAUGAUUGUUUGGCCCUACAGUUAUUCUU
Molecule: messenger RNA, 2710 nt
Organism: Nicotiana attenuata
Lineage: Eukaryota; Viridiplantae; Streptophyta; Magnoliopsida; Solanales; Solanaceae
Product: protein PAF1 homolog
Exons: 12
Coding region: 533-2503 (656 amino acids)
Biological process (GO): transcription elongation by RNA polymerase II
Cellular component (GO): Cdc73/Paf1 complex
Molecular function (GO): chromatin binding; RNA polymerase II complex binding
Source: RefSeq, a predicted model, not a curated record